Pistacia vera is the source of this 2478-nucleotide messenger RNA. Its product is annotated as lysophospholipid acyltransferase LPEAT2-like. Gene Ontology annotation, molecular function: calcium ion binding; lysophosphatidylethanolamine acyltransferase activity. Lineage: Eukaryota; Viridiplantae; Streptophyta; Magnoliopsida; Sapindales; Anacardiaceae. The transcript has 15 exons. The record is from RefSeq and is a predicted model, not a curated record. Bases 796 to 2478 code for a protein of 560 amino acids. Gene Ontology annotation, biological process: phospholipid metabolic process.
UAAGUAGGUUGUCAUUUGAAGUAUCGCUAAAUGACAUGCUAAAAAAAUAAUCCGGGUUGGAUUUGGAUCUACAUCUUUAAAGCUUAGUUUCCAUUCCAAUCAAUGAGUGAAUAUGCAAACAGUAGCUGAUUGAAACUUCGACAGAGACAACAAACAGGCUAAAUGAUGGACCUUGAUGCUAAGGGCACCAUCGAUAUUCCAAACAGUAUGCGACAAGUAUAUUGAAAUCCAGGAAGGUGGCACUGGCUCAGGCCUCAGCAUGCGCGAUAUAUUCCGUGGACCCUCUGUCUUCUCAUAAUUUCGUUUAUUAAACUCUCUCUCUUUUUCACUAACUAUCAAUGAUCCAUUCAAACGAAGUGGAAUUUGUAUGGGGCUAAGGCUGCCCCAACGCGUUACCCUUACCCACCCUUUUUUGAAUCCAACGACCACAAUGAUCCAUUUGUUUGACUUCAUACAAAAUCUCCUUCACACAAAAAAAUAUAUCCUUGGUUACCGACUUCAACUCUUUCCGCUCAAAAUUAAGAUUUUUUUUUUGUAUAAUUUAGGCAAGAAUAUUAAAUAUGGUAAAGUAUUGAUUUAUUAAUAGUAUUUUAUCAUGUAUUCAUGGGAUUAAAAAAUAAAUAAAAAGGUAAUUUAUCCAUAUAGGUCGGAAGGCAAAAAGAUAAUAACCCACCAUUACAACCACAUAAUAUAGUAAUAACUUGUUUACGGUCCAAUUCUGUCAUUUGCUUUUCUCCUUCUGUCAUUACAACUUCAAAGUUUGAGCCCUUAACUUUCCCUUCCCACACAUCACUAAUGGCGGACCAUGAUGUAUCCUCACCUCUCCUCCAAUCUCCACGAGCAGAUCAUACCCAAGUUAUUAUCGCAGUCGAUGACGAUUCCGUUGACGAACCAUUGGAUCAACUUCAACCCUCCCCAAUCAAGCAUAACCACAACCACAGCCACAACCACCUUUUUCCUAACUAUCAAUCCAAUAAUUCUGGAAACCCUUAUGAGUUUAUUGGCUCUGACGGCUUUUCUGUAUCGGGUCCCUCCACUUUGAAUCCGUUUCAAAACGAGACGCCGGAGAUUGAUGGUGUUUAUGAGGUUUUAAAGAUUGUCUUGUGUUUGCCAAUUGCAUUGAUUAGGCUUGUGCUUUUCGGGUUGUGUUUGUUGGUGGGUUAUUUAGCUACGAAGUUGGCGUUGGAGGGUUGGAAAGACAAGCAAAACCCUAUGCCCUUGUGGAGGUCUCGUCUCAUGUGGGUCACUAGGAUUUGUGCCCGCUGUAUUCUCUUCUCUUUUGGCUAUCAUUGGAUUAGACGGAAAGGAAAACCUGCUUCAAGGGAGAUUGCUCCUAUUAUUGUAUCGAAUCAUGUAUCAUAUAUUGAACCAAUCUUCUAUUUUUAUGAAUUAUGCCCUACAAUUGUCGCAUCAGAGUCACAUGAUUCUAUACCCUUUGUUGGAACUAUUAUCAGAGCAAUGCAGGUUAUAUAUGUAAAUAGGUUCUCACAAUCUUCAAGGAAGAAUGCUGUUAAUGAAAUAAAGAGAAAGGCUUCGUGCGAUAGAUUUCCUCGUGUGCUAUUAUUUCCUGAGGGGACCACAACAAAUGGGAAGGCUCUUAUUUCUUUCCAACUUGGUGCAUUCAUCCCUGGUUUCCCUAUCCAACCAGUUGUUGUUCGCUAUCCCCAUAUACACUUUGACCAGUCUUGGGGGGAUAUAUCCUUGGCAAAGCUCAUGUUUAGAAUGUUCACACAGUUUCACAAUUUCAUGGAGAUAGAGUACCUUCCUGUUGUUCAUCCAAACGAAAAUAAUAAAGAAAAUGCCUUCCAUUUUGCUGAGAGGACCAGCCAUGCUAUUGCAUCUGCUCUCAAUGUUGUACAAACAUCUCAUUCAUAUGGAGACUUAAUGCUACUCAACAAAGCAUCUCAAUCAAAACAGGGAAAAUCCUCAAGUUAUAUGGUUGAAAUGGCUAGGGUUGAAUCAUUAUUUCAUAUAAGCAGCUUGGAAGCUGUGGACUUUCUGGAUAAGUUUCUGUCUAUGAAUCCAGACAGCAGUGGUCAUGUCAAACUUCUGGACUUCUUGAGAGUUCUAAGGCUCAAGUCUUGUAACCUUUCUCAGGAGAUAUUUGGAUUCGUUGAUGUAGAUAAGAAUGGAUCGAUCACAUUCAAGCAGUUCUUAUAUGCAUCAGCUCAUGUCAUGAAACUGCCGUUAUUCCGACAAGCCUGUGAACUAGCGUUUGCUGAAUGUGACACUGAAGGAAAUGGUUACAUUAAAGAGCAUGAAUUGGGAUUAAACAUUAGACCUGCCAUCCCAGAUUUGAACAAGGACGAGAUCCAUGGUCUGUUCAGUUUAUUUGACAGCGACGGUGAUGGGGAGGUGAGCAAGGAUGAAUUCGUGUCCUCCCUACGAAAGAAUCCUCUUCUAAUAGCCGUAUUUUCACCUAGUUUGUUGCACAGAUACUUGUCAGGAGCUGACAAUAGGACGUUGGAGAUUGUUUGA